Molecule: messenger RNA, 2443 nt
Organism: Carica papaya (papaya)
Lineage: Eukaryota; Viridiplantae; Streptophyta; Magnoliopsida; Brassicales; Caricaceae
Source: RefSeq, a predicted model, not a curated record
GCUUGAGAAAAAGAGCAAACUGAUUAGAUGAAAGCAGAAGGGCUAUUUUUGGAGGAAUAUGGAUAUGGGAUCGGUUAAAGAAACAGUGUAUAUGUAUAUGUAUAUAUGUUUGGUGUAUAUAUUGUGUAUAUAUGUGUAUGUGAGGGAGAGAAAAAGGUGUUGUAUGCGAAAUGGAAAAAGACUUAGAAUGCGUGCAGCUUCCACCAUUGGUGAAUUCAUUUGGAAUAUGGGAAAGGUUGGCGGAUCCUGUAAAAGGCAGGAAAUUAUGGGAUUACUCCUUCCCCCUCUUGGAAAUAUUUAUACUUCUUAUUUUCUUUUUCUGGCAAUUCAUUUAUUUCAUGUUCAAGCAUUUGGGAGUCUCCAAUUUCACCGCACAGAUGACAGCUGGUCUGUUGUUGAGCGUUGCAGUUCUUGACAAGGGCGGGGGGCUUAAAGAAAUUCUGUUCCCCAAGGACUACAGAGAAAACGUGAUUGGCACAAUGGGUACAUUUGGGUAUACAAUGUUCUGGUUUUUAAUGGGCGUGAAAAUGAAUUUAGGGUUAGUAGCAAGAACUGGAUGGAAAGCAUUGGCAAUCGGACUUUGUUCAGUUGCUGCAACAUUGGUUGUGUCUUUUGUGUUGUACGGUCACGAAUUAAAUGUAAAACAAGGUUUCAACUCACCCGCUGGCUUCAUAAUCUUUUUCCAAUGUGUUUCAGCAUUUCCAGUUAUUGCUUCUCUGAUCAUAGAUCUGAAAAUCCAAAACUCUGAACUGGGUCGACUUUGUCUUUCUGCAGUAUUUAUGAGUGAUCUUCUGGGUAUUUUUCUUACCUUGUUCCUUCACUUUAUUCAAAAUGGUAUUAACAACCCCGCACACGCAUCCAUAGAUGUUGUAGCUGUUCUCCUCUUUAUGAUUUUCACUGUAUCCGUCUGGCGUCCUGCUAUGUAUUGGAUUAUUAAACACACACCAGAAGGAAAGCCUGUUAAGACCAUAUACAUUUAUUUCGUUAUGGUUGCUGUUUUUGGUUCCGGCGCUUAUUGGGCAUUUUUUGAACAAUAUGUUCCUUUUGGUCCUUAUUUCUUGGGGUUAUUUCUUCCUGCUGGACCUCCUCUUGGCUCUGCAUUGAUCGAUAAGUUUGAGUGUCUUGUCACUGGCGGUUUGUUGCCUUUCUUUGUGGCUUCUUGUGCCAUGAAUACUAACCUCAGAACUGCUGCUGAGCUGGAAGGAUUGAAUAUCAUCCUUGUCACUGUUGCAGCUAAGUUUGUUGUAUGUCUUGUUUCUUGUCUGCUUUCCAAGAUGCCUUUGAGGGAUUCUAUUGCUUUCGCCUUUAUUGUCAAUUAUAAAGGCUAUAUUGAGCUCUCUGCCUAUUCUUAUGGACUCCAGAUAAAGAUUAUCAGAGAAGCACAUUUUUCCACAAUGACCCUUUACAUUUUGGUAAGCUCGUACAUCUUGCCUAUCUUGGUGAAGAUGGUGUAUGACCCCUCUAGAAAAUAUGCUGGUUACCAGAAAAGGGAUAUGACUCACUUGAAAACAAACUCAGAGCUAAGAAUCCUCGCCUGCAUCCACAGACCUGAUAACAUAGCCCCCAUGAUCAACCUCCUUGAAGCUUCAUGCCCAACAAAAGACAACCCUGUUGAUGUUUAUGUUCUUCAUCUUAUUGAGCUCGUUGGUCAGGCAUCUCCUAUCUUCAUCUCCCACCAAAUCCAAAAAAAGAAAGUUGGUACCAAGUCUUACUCAGAUAAUGUCAUCAUCUCCUUCAAUAAUUUCCAGAAAAAUUUCUGGGGUUUAGUCAGUGUAAGUACCUUCACUUCAAUCUCUUCCCUUGAACACAUGCAUGAGGAUACCUACGACAGAGAGGCUCUACCACUAGGCCAAGCGCAUGCUAAAGACUGCAGAUUGAAUUUGACUGUUAUUCGUAUUGUAUAUCAUCAGGAGUUGUUUUCGGAUUGGAACUCCAUGCUUGAUUCCUCACAUCUAAGAGAAUUCAAGCACAAUAGUAAUGGGCAAGGGUGUGGCAUGUACAUGGAGGAAACUGUGAAAGAUGCAUCACAGACUGCAGUGGUUCUUAGAUCAAUGGUAGAUUACUAUGAUCUGUUUAUUGUUGGGAAAGGAGGAGGGAUGGGAACUCCUUUUACAACAGGCCUUGACGAAUGGAACGAAUUUCCUGAGUUGGGUGUCAUCGGAGACUUGCUUUCACAACCAGAUCUUGAUAGCAGAGCUUCUGUCUUAAUAGUGCAACACCAAAAGCAAAGAUCAUAAUACACAUGCAUAUUGAGUUUCAUGUUUCUAAUCUUCUUCUUCUUCUUCCUUUUCUUCUUCUUCUAAGUGGAUCAUUGUUUUGGAAAUGUAAGUUACGUAGAAAAGUUUUUCAUGCUGGUAGUAUCUAGGUUAAAUUCCAGCUUUUAGGACAGCUUAAAUAUGGUUUAGUUAGUCGAUAGUAUGUCAUAUAUCAUUCAGUUUUGUAU